GUGACGCCACCGGAAACAGCAGUGUGACAGAUGUGUUUAGCUUUAGCAUUAGCUCAGUUUGGAAUGAUUUUUUACUGAUUCUUCUGCUCUUUUGUGAAUUAAAAUAUAAAAUGGCGUCAUCGGAGGAAAAACAUGGCAUUAAGAGAGCCGCAUCUCCCCCGCAGGAUGGAGCGUCUCAGUGGGACUCUGCAGAUUUGGGAAGUGACGAAAGAAAACAGAAGUUUCUCCGACUCAUGGGAGCCAGCAAGAAGGAGCCCACGGGUCGCCUGGUUAUCGGAGAUCAUAAGUCCACGUCCCACUUUCGCACAGGUCAGGAAGACAAACGCAUGAACCGAGAGCUAGAGGACCAGUUUCAACAAGGACUUGACGGAAAACUGUCCGGACGAAACCGACGCCAUUGCGGCCUCGGAUUCAGCGAGCCUGAACCUCCUGCUCCUUCAGAGGCCGAAUCCACAAAACCCCCUGAGACGCCCAGAGACCAGGACUCCCAAAAACCGGACUCAGAACCUGAAUCAGACGCUAGACCCAAGUCCAGUCCGGAGACCAGACCUGAAACAAAACCAGAGUCCAGACCUGAGUCCGAGUCCCAGACGAGAUCAGACCAGCGCAAAGCCUUCAAAAUGAACUUUGUGAAAUCCACGUAAAGUCACUGUUAUAUUUGUACUUUCAGGAAAAAAGUGUUAAACGUGUCGACAUGGAACUAUCUACAGGGGGGAGACAAAAGUGACUGAAACAUCAUGUCACUAUUAAACUAUAAAUAAAUACUCCAGGUUUUAAAUAAAUCUGUCACAGACUGGGCUCAUGUUUGCAGGUUGUAGAGGGUUUUUUGUUUUUUUAAAUAAAGUCCUAGGAAAUAAAAACUGUUCUGUGUCUGUAUGGUACAAAUAGGGAUGGUCCGAUUCAAAUCAAACUGAAAUGUAAAUGAGGCUCUGCAGAUGAUUUCAUGAGUUUUAUUUAUAUUAAACUGUGAGUGAACAAAAACACAGUGACAGUGUUAGACUUUAGCUCGGUCAGUCCCAAAACAGAGCAUAAAAGUAUAAAUUAUUAUUAAAAUCAGACUUUUAUUAAGUGUUCAUCAACUAAAUAAAUCUUUAUUAAACACAUA
Boleophthalmus pectinirostris (great blue-spotted mudskipper) is the source of this 1105-nucleotide messenger RNA. RefSeq names its product chromosome unknown C11orf58 homolog (gene cunh11orf58). The record is from RefSeq and is a predicted model, not a curated record. NCBI's taxonomy places the organism in Eukaryota, Metazoa, Chordata, Actinopteri, Gobiiformes, Gobiidae. The transcript is spliced from 5 exons. The coding region runs from base 111 to 644 and encodes 177 amino acids.